This is a messenger RNA of Epithele typhae, 2790 nucleotides long. RefSeq lists its product as uncharacterized. The coding region runs from base 1 to 2790 and encodes 929 amino acids. The transcript is spliced from 3 exons. NCBI's taxonomy places the organism in Eukaryota, Fungi, Basidiomycota, Agaricomycetes, Polyporales, Epitheliaceae. The record is from RefSeq and is a predicted model, not a curated record.
AUGGGUGUCCAUGGACUCACGACGUAUCUGCGCGAGAACAACCAUCUGCUCUCCCGGUCGCUCAGCCUCCCCCUCUCCCAGCCUGGCCCGAAUACCGUCUCGCUUGUCGUUGACGCCUGGUCGUUCAUCUAUGAGGUCAUCCACUGCGCCGACCUUCCCUGGGUGUAUGGAGGGGAGUAUACACGACUCGAGAGCCUUGUAGGAGAUGUCGUGCGGGCGUGGCUAGCCGUUGGCCUCGAACUCCAUUUUGUCUUUGAUGGCCCGUACCCCGAGCUCAAAUUCCCAACGGUACUCUCCCGCAUGACGCACACGAAUAUCCAAGCCGGCCUCAUCUUCUUCCGCACAUCACCCACUGCACGCUCCCAGCCCCGCUUCCUCCGCGAGACUGCGAUGCUGCCCCCACUCGCCUACUCCGUUUGUGUCGACGCGCUUCUCCGCCUUGCCUCGUCCUCUUCUCCUCCUCCCUCCGACUCUCCAGCUCACAGAGCACGACUGUUCGUGCACUUCGCGGACGAAGAGGGAGACCCGUACGCUGUGGCACUCGCCGCUCGACUGGGCGGGUACGUCGCGGGAAAAGACUCGGAUUUUGUUGUCCUCAACGCCGAAGGAUAUCUUGGCUACGUCCCACUCGACGAGAUUGUGUGGACGGCCACGGUCGCGACCCCCGACAUGGAGGGAAGCGUCUACGCGGCCUCAUCCGUCGCGGACACAGAAUACGCCGAAGACGAUGACGGAUUCCAAGUCGUAAAGAAAGGAAAGAAGGGGAAAUCAAAGGUUCGGAAGCCCUCAACCGCGCCCGACGGCCCAACGACCAUCGUCGCCGGACGCGGUAUCCUCCCUCCCUCCGCGCUCCCGGCGUCCUCCUCCGACCUUGGACCCAUCGACCCCGCACAACUCUCGCUCACCAUCUACGUCUACGCCCCCGCGACGCUCGCAACGCACCUCUCCAUCCCCGUCUCGCUCCUCCCCCUCCUCGGCGCCCUCCUCGGGAACGACUUCACCGCCGGGCCCACGCCCUCCCCGGGAGACGACAGCCCCGCGCCCUCGCCGGCCACGACCGCCGAGAUCCGCUCGCGCGGGCGGGCGAACAACCUCCAGCGGCUCUUCUUCAACCGCCAGCUCACCCUCCCGCAGCGCAUCAGCCGCGUCGCCUCCACGCUCUCCGGUCUGCUCGCGUCCGCGGUCGGCACCGUGGGCGCGGGCGCGCGGAAGCGCGGCCGGAAGAUCGGGAGCGUGAUGGAGCUCAUCGACGCCGCGGUGGCCGCGCUGCUCGUCCGACCGCUGGACACGUUCGCGACGGGCGAGCGCGAGGCCGUCGUCGAGCGCAUUGCGGAGGCGACGCUCCAGUACGCGAUCCCACGCCCCACAGACGACGGUGGGGACGCUGGCGCCGCGGGCGGUUGGGCGUCCGCCGCGUGUGCGCUGCACGCGGUCGAGGCGUGCCCGCUCGUCGCCGGGCUCUCGCGUGUCGUGAACGCACGCGCGGAGGAGCGAGAGGAAGGCGGGCGUGGGCGCUGUGCGGCGAAUGCGGGCGCAGACUGGUCGCAGACGAUUCGGACGCGGUAUGUGGAGGCGUACCGCGCUGGGCGGCUCGACCCACACGCGCUCGACGCCGUCGUAUCGGGGACGAGCUGGCCCCGGAUGUUUUUGGAGGACCCGGACAAGGAGACGGUCACACGGAGCGUGGGGCGACCGCUUCGCAGGUGGAUGUGGGCGGUGUUGGAUGCGGGGGUCGGGCUUCCAGUGCCACCGCCUGUUCAGGAGAACGAGGAAGAUGAAGCACAUGAGGAUGAUGAUGAGGAAGAUGAAGAUGAGCUGAUCGACGUGGAAGAAGGCGAGUCCGAAGAGGAAGAGGAUGAAGAGGGGGAGGAUCCGCUCGCGCGGCUGCGCGGCGCACUGCAAGACCUGGAUGGGGAAGGGCAAGCUUCCUUGUGCCGGACCAACAAACCCUUUGGACAAGAUAAACAGAACCACACUCGCGCCAACGGCUCGUCGAUUCGGCGGCCCACCAAGGUCAUCACGGAAUACGUGCGGCGCGGGACACGAAUGGCCCCUGAGGAGGUCACAGCCUCCUCCCUCGACGCGUUGCUCCAGGAGACACCCCUCGGACCCCCAAUACACGUCCCCAGCGAACCGGAUGGGACAAGCCCACCCCCACAACUCUGGCCCCGUGACGCUCGUCUCGCGGUGUUCCGCGCCGCCGCUGGAGAAACCGCCACCACGGCGCUGGAGGGCGUGGAUGACGGCGACCUCCUCGCCGUGCUUGGCGUGCGCUACGUCGUCCGGCUCAUGGAUGCGCGCGCACGGGAGAACCCGGUGAAGGAGCGCAUCCAAGAGCGGUGGACCGAGGCGGAGGCGCGUGCAGUCCUCACGUGCCUCACGUCGUCCGCCGAAUUGGACGAGGGUGCAGGGGAGGACGGAGCGGAACGGGUGGAGGUGAAGGAGCGGCACGUCCAGCUCGUCGUGCAGACGCAGACGGCGCUCGACGCGCUCGAGCAGCUCGCGCAGGUCCUGCUUCUCGACGAGAGGAAGGUGAUGGUCGCUCCAGGGAGGGUCUUCUCGGGCGCGCGGUGCCAUGCGAUCCUCGGCGGACGGGCUGCAGUGGGCGCAGUACGAGAGGAGGUAUGGACGGCGUGCAAAUCGGGCCUGGGAGGUGCGUUCGCGCCUCCUCCGCAGAAGCGGGCGAAGGACAAGAAGAAGGCGGUCAACCCUGGUGUGCAGGAGAAACCGCGCGGGAAGCCGGCUGGGAAGGCGGGAUUAUUUGCAAUGCUAGGGGACGCAUCGGCAUGA